Molecule: messenger RNA, 1175 nt
Organism: Cladocopium goreaui
Lineage: Eukaryota; Dinophyceae; Suessiales; Symbiodiniaceae
Source: the annotation of a GenBank genome assembly
GAGCUGUGGCAAGUGCUUAGCAAACUUUGUCCCACGCUGACCAAGGAAGAGGUCGACAAGCUCUUCGCCAAGAUGGAUACGAACAAAGACCAGAGGAUACAACCCAGCGAGUUUGUGGACUUCAUCUUCAGUUUCGCCGACCUGGGAGAUGCCGCAGAGAUGAAGAUGAGGGAAGCCACAGCGUCGAUGGACCAACACAGCGAGGAGGAUGCAAAGUACAGGGCAAGCGGCUCUUCACCGCUCCAAAAUUCAGAGCCCGAUCUGAGGCUCAAAAAUAUCGACACGACCAUGUCGACCUUUACCUUGGACAUUGGAGGAGAGGAGCCUGAUUUGCCAGAUCUUCUGUCGAGUCUCAGGGCCAUGAACGCACAGGCCUUGCGUGAGGUCUUCCAAAGGACUGACGUCAGCAAACGAGGAUUUUUGCAAUUGAAUGACAUCAGGAGAGUGCUUUUUCCAAGCAACGUGCAAUCUGAGAGUGACAACUUGGCAGUGGUGAAGGUUUUCGCACAAAUGGACAAGAACAGUGAUGGAAAGGUCCACUGCGGAGAGUUUGUGUCGUACAUCUUAGAAGGAAAACGCCGCGUCUCCCGCACGGCCAGCGCGGCGGACAAGCGCCAAAUGGCCACCGCCUUCGCCAAGGGCGAUGCCAAUGCGGAUGGACGGAUCAGUAUGGAGGAGUUUGAGCGGCUCUUCGGUGCGCAGACGGACUUUGACCGCGAGAUGUUGCGCAACGUUUUUGAGUCGGUGGAUCAAAACCAGGAUGGUGCUGUGUCAAUCGUGGAGCUGGCGGAAGUCUAUGGAAAGGAGCUGAUCCAGGAGGCCAAGGGCAUCACGGUGUCGGGUGCAAUGGAUGGAGGCGAUGAGGCCUCGAGCGAUGGAGACUGACCAUGGCCCGUCCUUUUGCUGAUAUUCUGAUGGCAAAGAGCUUGAGUUAUCGGUGGUGAUCGAUUUCUGUGUGGUCGAAAUGAAUGGUCCGAGGACCCACAUUUGGUUCAUCGAUUUUGUUGUUAUCAUGCUCAACAGUCCUAAGUUUUCAAAUGCAUCCAAGUUUGACACGUGCCCAUUUGUGUGGAACGCGAGUCUCGCCAAACCUGUUUUAAGAGAUGUCUCCAAGAGAACCAUCUCUGCUAAUGAGACUGGUUGCUGCCACCGAGCAGAAAACCAUGAGUGUUGUA